UACUGACUGAACAAUAUUGGAAAACAAAACCGGAAAUUAAGAUCUGAAUAUACAAGAAUGGAAACUAGCAACUGUUGUGAUGUUUUGCUGUGUUAUUUAUGUGCCCAUAUCCUCCUGUUGUUAUGCUUCAGUCGUGUAUUUGUCAAUGGAGACCAAGCGAUUUACGUCACAAAUGACACGUGCGGAAAGGAAAUUUCAUUUGCAUCGACGGAUGUUAUACAUUUUCAUUAUGACGGUAGCAAAUGGUACGACGAAGGUGGACAUCAUUUCCGAAGAUGUGAGAUCAAGAUUUCCAACAAACAUAAAGAUACAGAGUUAUGUAUUGCAUCACCGUAUUCAAGAUACACUAUGGAAUGGGUUGGCAAGUGCACAGCAAGGUUCCAGUUCAGAUUCUACUAUUACGCAUUGCCGUGCUUUGGAUAUACGAACAAAGGAAACUGCCAAAACUCCGAGGAAGCGUUGGCUGUCUUCUUUUACCCUGUCGUGUUCAAAGAGGGUGAUUUCGAAAUAAAGAUUUACACCCGGUAUAGAGCUCCUACCACAACUUGGCACUACGAUUCUGGGGGUGAUAGUGGUAACAACAACAACUAUAAUGAUGAAGAUAAUGAUGACGAUGGUGCGGAAACUAGUUUUUCGAGUUGGGGCGUGGCAUUUGUGAUAGUUGCUGUUUUCGUCUCUUUCUGCGCAUGCUUAUACAGAGUUAUUAGAAGUCGAAAUUCGACAGGCCAGAAUGUUGGAACGGACGGGCUUUCCCUCGAGCCUUUUCAAGUAGAUAUGCCGGUUAUUCUAAGAUCAAAUUCCUCACCCCCGUCAGGCCAGACUGUUGGUACGGCCGGGCUAUUAUCCCACGAGCCUUUUCAAGUAGAUAUGCCGGUUAUUCCAAGAUCAAAUUCCCCUCCCCCGUAUGACUCCCUCAUAGUAAAUGGGAUGGACACAUAUGGGGCACAACAAAGGGACCCAUCCAUUCCUCCUUAUUUAUCCGCUACGGAUUCGAAUACAAAUCAUCCUUCAGCACCACCACUUAUAAGCGAACAACCUCAAAUUAGAGCAUGGCAUUGUUCUCCUCAGUUGCCAACAGCUUCACCACAUAGUGGAGAGCCACCUCAAAAUGGAGCAUACAAUGUACAGUAUAGCGUUGAAGAGAGUGAAGACAGACACACACAUAGAACACCAGGUUUCUCAACUAGUAAUAACAAUGAAACAAGUCAAACUCCACCUCACGCUGAAACAGAUUUGUCAGAGUUGCCUCCACCUCCAUCCUAUGAAAUGGUCGUAUCUGCGGAUAGCCCUUAUUUGACGAGUGACAGUGAUUAUCACACAGACACUUGCAUUAAUGAUGUAUCUAGUCACUAUUCAUGAUAUGUGUGUCGUCAAUUUAAGUACUUCAUAAACUAUCACUGAUUACUAAAUUACAUGAUGAGUGCAAUGUUUGAACUGUAUGUAAUGUUUAUAGAAUAAUAAAAACAUGAUAAAAGUACAUUUAUAACAUAACUUACGGCGCAGGAGUGAUAUAACCCCAUGCAAUAUGUUUCAUAUAUAACUAGUUUUAUAACUGCAAAUUAGGUAUCCGCAUCACAGAAAAAUGUAUUCAUAUGCGUUGUCAAAAAACGUAAACAAACAUCAGAAACAAUGUU
This is a messenger RNA of Mya arenaria, 1634 nucleotides long. RefSeq lists its product as uncharacterized. The transcript has 6 exons. Bases 58 to 1359 code for a protein of 433 amino acids. Lineage: Eukaryota; Metazoa; Mollusca; Bivalvia; Myida; Myidae. The record is from RefSeq and is a predicted model, not a curated record.